AUGUCUCUAAGAGAAACAUUUGAGAGAAUUGUUCCUAAAAAGCACAAAUUUAAUCUUGAUAUCCAAGUUCAUUAUGUCAAAGCGCAAUAUGGGGAAACAGGCCUGAUAAAAAUCUUAGUGAAAAGGGGCAAGCAAAAGCAAGAAACUCAGCCAAUGCCAUAUAACUCAUUAAAUGGCGAAGUAAUUCUAGAGUACCCCAUUUCCUUCAUCGUCCAUAUGAUAAAACGAGGCAAAAACUGGGUGAAAAAGCAUGUGAGUUUCCAAGUCUUAGAAAUCAGAGGGAAAUCCACAAAGAAGCUUGGAGAAGCUGCUUUAGAAUUUUCACAAAUCGCUAGCACACUUGAGCCGUUUACUAAAUUCGAGCUAGUUCUUGCAAAAUCUCCUGACAAAGCUGCUAAAAUCUGCGUAAGUGUCGAUUUAUUUCAGCUACAAAGGCACAAACGGGCUUUUGGAAGUACCGAAAUUGUCCCUUCAACAACCAAUAUCAGCACUUUUCAAUCUGACUAUAAAAGCAGUUUCCUCCAAAUAAUCCAAGCUAGUGAGCUAUCCGAUGAAGAAAUUAAGCCAGUUGAGGCUUUUGAAAAGCCAGAAUUUAUAGAUGAGCACCAUGCAGAGUUAGGGCACAUAGUAAAAGUUGAUGAAAAUUAUUUAGAAAAAUCUGAAGAAAAAAAGCUUGACGAAGAAGAAGAACUAGAUAUAGAAAAAUCGAGAAAAAAGCCUAGGAGAUAUACUAUUCCAGGAAUCGUCCAUAUAGAUGGAGAAUAUAAAGAAAGUUUUUCACCUGUCCACACCUUUUUAGAAGAAGCUAGAGGCAAUAUUGUAGAUCCAAAAGAUUCAACGGUAGAAUCUGAAAGUUCAAGCUCAGAUGAAGAAGCUGUGGUUUUUGAGUCAGGGUUAAUUGUAGGGAUACCCAGUAAUGAUAUGAAAGAUGCAGUGCCAAAUCAGCAGUCGAAAAAAGAUGAGACUAAAGAAAAAGAAAAUGAGGCAGGGUUAACAGGGAGACGAGGAACGUGCGCGAAAUGCCAAAUUAUGUAUAGCUGUUUAUAAUAAAUUUAAAAAUUACUGAAAAAUAGUAUUUUCCUUAUAAAAUAUGGGAUUUAUUGUGAAUAGGGAUAA
Messenger RNA from Blepharisma stoltei, 1116 nucleotides. The record is from the annotation of a GenBank genome assembly. Lineage: Eukaryota; Ciliophora; Heterotrichea; Heterotrichida; Blepharismidae.